UGCUUUUUGAGAUUUGGUAAAUUUUAUGCCUGUUGAAUCGAAGGUGAGUCGAAUUGUAUUUUCUACGAUGUUUCGUCCUAUUUCGCAUUAAUAACCGAGCACAGCUUUCUAUGCAUUUGUAAAGUAUUUAUUUCUAAAGAGUUUGUCAGGUUUUCUUACGGUUUGGGGCGAUUUUUAUGCCAGCAAAAGAAUCAUUCAGCCGAAGGAUUUUGAUGCCAAUGUCCAUGUGCAUUCAGUUUCCUCUGCAGUUCAAUGCGUUCAAUGUCCGUUUGGUCGUCGCUGGAUAAUGUGUAACCCUUUUCAAGGGUCAAAUUCCCUUCGGGGAGCUAAAAAUCUCUUUCGAGAGAUCGAAAAUUCCCUUCGGGGAGCAAAUAAUCUCUUUCGGGAAAGCGAAAAUUCCUUUCGGGGAUAGAUUUAUAAUCGCUUUUGUGAGGCAAAUAAAUUCAGUAUUGUUCCUAGCACUCAUUUUUUUCGGGAGACAAUGGACUAUCUCGUUUUGGAAACUAUGAAUGAGGCCAUAACAAGUCCUGUAUUUGUUGAACAAAGACAUCUAAUUGAGCAUGUCGAGUGUUGUUUGUUAAAGCUGUGUGUGGUUGGAUGCCUAGUGAUAUUAGAAGGUGUUAUUUAAAUAACGCUGUGGCUACAUGGCCGGUAACCCGUCAAGGUUUUCAAAACACUAAAUGGCCGGCAGUCCUUUAUUCUCAGUAAAUUUCACAAAAUCGAAAGGUUCAAGCUAAUCUAAACUAUCAUAUGUCGAUUUAGAAAAGUCAAGCGAUCCUGAAAUGUUUAUAGAUCUGUUUGGUUUACGCUGGGGUCAGAGGAGGAAACCAUGUUUUGUGACACUUGGAACUUUUUUCAGCUCGACUGCCGGUCAAGGUUUUCUAAACACUAAAUGCCCGGCAGACCUAUAUUCUCAGUAAAUUUCACAAAAUCGAAAGAUUCCAGCUAUCUAAACUAUAAUAUGAAAGGUUAGGUCUCCUCGAACUACUGGCUAGACUUAAAGCUGUUUCAUAUCGAUUGUAGAAAAGACGGCGAAAAGUCGAAGAUGGAAAGAUUUAAGAACUGUUUUCAUACUUACUCAAUAAUUUAAUCUUCAGUUUUUCUCAGUAAAAAAGGAAAGGGAUUGAGAGUUGAUGACCUCGUUGUCAAGUGAAUGAAAAAACUUAGGCCUUUGAUUGCUUGAUUGCUUGAUUGAUAUUGCUGUCAAUCCACGACUCUUUCAUCGAGACACAUUUUCGGAGAUUUUCCGAGAAAUGCUCAACAUUCUGUUCGAAUGGUCAUUAUUUUCUGAUGUUAGCUUUACUGAAAAUCAGCCUAGAAAGACCUUACUCUUUUAAGCUCUUACGCAGAUAUACAUGUAUUUAUGAAUUAUGGACACGAUCAUGUAAUUUCAAAAGUGAAUCAAACAAUUAAUUAAUUAUUUACUUUUUAAGAGAAUAGGUAAUGCCAUGUAUGUAUAACUUUAUAACUUUAUAACUUUAUUUGAUUUACCACAAAAUACAAAUAACGAUAAAACAAGACAGUUACACAAAAGCAAAUGAAAUUGGCAAGGAAGCCCAAUAAGAAACCAUGAGGCUUAUAGAAAUUGGGCUCCCUCAGAGUAAAACUAAAGUUAACAGUAACAGUAAGGCUAGGAUCGAAAGUAAAAUACAAUGAAGGCAAGUAUAAAUUAACUAAUUACAUAGACUGAGUUGACAAAAUAUAAGGUAUGGUACAUGUAACAGUGUAAAUGGGAAUACCUUAACAAGGCUGUGCUCUAAGGAAAAUUGAAGGAAGCCCAGUGCUCUGAAACUGUAAAAUCUAGGGUGCCCAGCAUAUGAUUUGAAUGAAUGAAUGAAUGAAUGAAUGAGAUUUUCUAGUCGCCCGAGGGCAAAAGUUAGGCGCCAGGAGCCACCGGGCUCUGCUAGAGCACAGCCCUGCCUUAAUAAAUUGUUGUUGUUGUUGUAUUUGUAUAAAAAAAGACAGAUAAAAACUUGGCCUGACUGGGUGUGAGGAUAGUAACUUCUGUGAGUUGCGGAAAAGAGAUGUCAGGACACUUCUAUACUUAUGGCUGUUUUUUUUUUUCGAUUUAGUGAAAUUUACUGAGAAUAUAGACUGCCGGCCAUUUAGUGUUUUGAAAACCUUGACCGGCAGUCAAGCUGAAAAAAGUUUUUUAAGUGUCACAAAACAUGGUUUCCUCCUCUGAGCCCAGCGUAAACCAAGCACUAGACUGUAAAGCAUUUCAGGAUCGCUUGACUUUUCUAAAUCAACAUAUCAAGGCUGUGUUCUAAGGAAAAUUUCAGGGAGCCCUUCGGGCUUCCAAGCAUUAUAUUUAAGUUGCCCAGACCUCAAAGUUGGUCGCCCGAAUAAAAAUUUCGGGGAGCCCUUCGGGCUCCCGAGCAUUCCAGCUGGGGUGCCCAGGCCUCUCAAGGUGGUCACCCGAGUACAUCUGAUGAGGAAGUAUUUUGAACAAACGCAAAUCUUACUCGUCUGCUGAUCACCAAACUCGGUAAUUUUAGCUUUUGGGUUCGACAAAAACCCACUUGUUUUCUUAUGAACCCCAUCAAAGUUUUCGUGCCAUUCAGAUUUAAAACCAGAAACGUGAGCAAUGCCGCCGAAUUGUUUAGGUUUUAACCCAUUCGCCCCUGAACCGCCCGUAACCGCCCGUGCGGAUCCAGGUCCUUUCUACCCUUUGUGACGUCAUCAGUUGUAACGGUCAAGGACAACUUUCUUCGCACACGUGUGCAGAGUGAAGAGAUCUUUCAAACCAUACCAGAAUGAGCACAAUUCAGUCAAGGGCACCGGAGAAAGAAGCAAAAAACCACGUGACAAGGACCUGAAAAUCUCCAUGAAAAUCUUGUUCCAUUACCCACCUACCUUUCCUUUCACCUAAUCCUAAGAUCCUAAAAGCUUUCCUAAAAACUCUUCCCACCAAAAUGAAGCCUACUAAAUGCCCAGCAAGAGAAAAAAAAAAAAAAUGAGGCAAGAAAAGCGAAAAAGAAGGGGGAGAGAAAGCGAAAAGUAAAAAGUCAAGACUGCUGUGUCACUUUUAAACCCAAAAACUAUGUCGAAAUUUUGCUUUUGCGCAUGCCCGAACUUCGCAAGCUGAUAUUUUGCAUCUGGAUCAGAAGGCCGCCAAGUGUACGACCUGUAAACCGGUUUGUGGUAAGUUUUAGCUCUUUAUAGCACGACAGUGACCAGAAAACCACUCGACUAGCUUCAAAACGCGUUUUUCGGCAAAAUCUCCAGGAGCGAAUGGGUUAAAGAGAGAAAAGUAAAAAAUUUCAGCAGGUUUACGUAAACUUCAUUAAGAUCUUUGGGUCCAACAUAGAAAAACUGUGCUUUUUACCAGUAAUACUAAACUUGAAAAUAAAUUUUCAAAAGGUGAAUCAAUGCGGAAUGAAAUAUAAUGUGACGGAGUUUUAUACGCGGUUGAUCGAACUCAAGUUCCCGUGAAAAAUACCGUGAAACAGUGAAACCGCCACGGCCCCAAACCUAUUGUUUUAAUAAAAAAUAAGUCAUAUUUAAUUUUCUUUUCUAUAUUAUCACUGAAUCUUUUAGGAUAAUUGAGCUUUUCGUGGAUACGGUCGAAGCGUAAACCAGCUCUUCUUUCUGUGUUUUUAUUUCAUUUUUUUGGCCGCUAAAUUUAUCCUGCAAGCGAAUUUAGUUUUUGAUAUGUAAAAUGCCAGGACAACGUGGAACUACCCUGUUUCUAAAACAGCAAUAAAAACGAUCAGAACGAUCAUAUCUUUUCUUUUUGUAUUUCGUUAUCUUAUGUAAAGGGAAGAAAACAAUCAUAAGUUAUGUUUUAGCCAAGCAGACUGAGAGCAGCCAAAACCAUAAAAACAUUAUAUUUGCAUACUGGUCAAUACAGCAACUUCCAUUUUCUACAAAAAUAAAUUACUCCGCGUCGCCUGCCGCGCUUUACGUCUGUCAGAAAAGUAUUAACAGUUUCUCCUAAAAACUGUAGCUAAUGAACCAUUCUAUCUGAAAGAAAAAAUUUUAAAACUAUUUUAAGCAGUGGUACAAAUCAAAGUCCUCGCCGCUUGUCACGUUUAAAGUGAUGGAUUAUGUUACGUGUGAAAUCAUGCAGAACGACAGCGACGUGCGCCCGUUUCUCUCGUACAAUAUUCGUAAAAACAUUUUCUGUAGGGUUUAGCUAAACUCUGACUCAACAAGCCAACACCACUAUGUUAAAUUUUUCUUCCUGCUUAACUGAACACUGCAUCAGAAGCAAGAGUGCCCGGCCGGGUGACCGGGAACUUUUUUUCAGUUGCCCGAAGCUAAAUGUUAGUCGCCUCAGGCGACCGGGCGCCGUUAGAGCACAGCCUUGCAACAUAUGAUAGUUUAGAUCAGCUGGAACCUUUCGAUUUUGUGAAAUUUGCUGAGAAUAAAGGAUUGCCGGCCAUUUAGUGUUUUGAAAACCUUGACUGGUUACCUGCCAUAUAGCCACAGCGUUUAAAUAAUGCAUUUGAGAAUACUGAAUAUGAUUCGCAUAAUAUGAGUGAUUGUGAUGUUAAUGAUAGUAUAUUCUUGUCUGAGAAUCAAAGAUUUAACUGCCCGAUAUCUUGGUAUGUAGAGAGUCAUAGACAUUCUCGACUAUGUUCAUGGGUAAAAACUCCAAGGGUAUGAGGUAGGGAGCCAUCCAGAAUAUCGUUACGAAAACGUAUUCAUUCACUAAAGUGUAGAAAACUAAGACAACAGCACAAGAAUUUUCUCAGAAACUAGGUUCACACAACUUGACAAUGGGGUGGGGAGGGGGGGUCGGAGCUUCAAUAUUGAUGAGUGCAUUAUGAAUGUAGUCGCAAACGAUUGAAAAUUUAUGCAUAUCAUUUACAUGCUAUUACAGAUUCAUGGCAAAUCGACGUCUGCAAAGCCUCCUGGAGGCCAAGAAGCAGGGAUUAACACUACGUUAUGACCCGCCUGCUUCCAGGAAUCGAUGUUUUUACAGUUGUCUGUCAAAAUUUGUCAAUGUAAACGAGGAAGACAUCGUCCAAAUGGUCCAAACUUAUUUGGUGUGCAAUCAAAUCGUAACAUCUGCCAAUGAGGUGAGAUUUUUAUCUUAAAACUCUCGGAGAUUUGAGCAAGCCAUUGAGUAACUUUUUUUGACUGCUGAGAAGUCUUUGAAAUGUAACUCGAUAUGAUAAUUAAAAAAAAAUGGGAGUGAAGAAAGGUGAAGUCGGUGAAGGGUACUUUAUGCUGAAGGCUGAUCCAUGUGGAAGAAAACAAACAGAUGGAAAAGGAGGUAGUGAAAACUUUUUGCUGGAGGUAUAUGUAAAGGAGCUGUGUCACAAAAUUUCCCAAAAUUCAGACAGUGGAAACUACCAGAAAAUUCAGUGAAACACAAAAAUAAAGAAAGAAGGAAAGCAUGGAUCAACAAACUUGAAGAAGAUUAAAAUGGAUCACAAUAAUAUUGUCCUUUUUGGCAACAUCAACAAAAUGAACUUGGCAUCUGUGACAUGGCCUCGUUAAGGUUAAUUAAAUUUCCAAAGCUGUACAGCAUACUUAAUCAUAGAAGAAUGAGUGUGGAGUGAAAAAUUAAGAAAGGAAAUGAACUGAAACAGUUUAUCAGUCAUAUCUUUUAUUGCCAUACCGUUAAUAUGAUAUCCAUAUGCUUUAUUGUUUUUUAUGCAGGAUGGAACAUCAGAAACCCAGGACCUGAUGCAAUUUCUUUCUGAUACUGAUUAUCCGUCCCUGGUAAAUCGGCCAAGCACAUGGACAGAUUGUGUCUUGGCCUUGAAGGAUGAAAUGGCGACUCAUGUCGUCAUCAGAGCAGCAGCAACACUGCUUUUGCUUAAUAUCAAUAUCAUAGACUGGAAUGGUGUAAGUUAUCUGGCAUAUUUACUACUCAAGUCAAUGCUUAAGACAUUGAAUAAUCAUGCGCAUGUUAGUAUGUAUGUUGUAUGUGUUUUUUACUCUUAACCCUGUCACUCUCUUUUUUUGUAAAAUCAUAAGACACAAAUGUGAUUGACUAGCAUCUCAUCGGGGUGGGGUGGGGGAGGGGUUAGGAAUACCAUUCAUGCUACAGAAACCGGUUUAAUCUUUGGCAGUAGUGAUCCAUUCGGCUUAUGAAGACUGGCCUUAGCUGCCUAUGAAACAAAAUUAAAAGUACUAUUCAAAAGUUCUGCCAAAGAGGUUUUAUUUGAAUGGUAACACCACUGGAUUUGCUCAACGAGUGAAAGGAUUAUUUUGUCAUUUUAAAUAGAUGGGUGUUUUUUCUUAUAUAGUAGGUCCACAUAAAGCCAUUUGGCUGCCAUUAGGUACCUAUAGUAGUAAAUUAUUAGAAAAAUAAGUAAAGAGGAUAUUGGUAGACAUACAUGUAGAAUUAAUGAUGAUUUGCAGAUAAUCACUACAAAGUCCUUCAUUUUGCAUUGUAGAGAAUCAAUAUUGUAAAACCCUUCAGUGGCUCUGCAGGGAGUUCUGUUUGUCUGGCAUAUACGGGCAACCAUUAUAUGCUGCUUACCAGCAAAGCCAGCAACCCAGUCAUGAAAGACAUGCAAAGUGGUGAAGGUAAGAUUAUGUGAAUAGAUAAGGAUAGUUCGAUAAAUGAAUGAAUGAAUGAAUGAAUGAAUGCAUCCAUUAAUAAUGUUAAUAUCAUUAAUCAAUUAAUUAGUCAGUGAGUUGGCGAGUGAGUCAGUUUGCAAGCAUUUGGUAAAAGAAUGAAUACAUUAAUAGAAUGAAAUAGCAAGAGAUUGAAUGAAUGUGAAAUGAUAAUAUUACAGUGCGACUAAUGUAACCGAGGCCACCAGAGUUCCCACGAGUGUAACAUGACUUACCCCCAUACUGCAGGCCGUGGACCACGCCUAAUUUUUGAAGAUGAAUUUUACCAGCUAGAGGUCUAAAUGAAUUCUAGGAACCCUAACUGGAUGAAACAGUAACUGCUGUCAGUUUUACAUAAUCAGGGUUAUAGUCUCCUUAUAUUAUACACCAGUUGAAAUUUUCUUGAAUUCCAUACAUGGGUUCGGUCCUGAGUCUGGUGAAGGAGUAGCAAUAGGAGGAAUAGCCUGUUCAAGGCUCUCAGAUAAUGGGGAAGACGGGAAAGUGAAAGGUAUACAAAAAGUUGGCGUGGUGGGAAAAAGGAAAAAGGAAGGAUUUCCUCCCUUUUUUUAUGUUCGUGCUUUCUCAAUUUAGCGGACCCGACUAUGUCGGAGCCUGGAACAGGCUAUAAGAGGAAGUAGUCUCUUACGCAGAAGUGUUUUUGUGUCAUUGCGUUGCAUAACCUCCCCAGACUUCCCUUCCCUUGAUAGCCCAUAGAAACGUUUUCAUCGGCAAACUUAUUGAAUCCUGCUUAUGGAUCAUGCACAAAAUGACCUGCAUAUGACUGUUAUGUCCGCGAAAAUUGUCAGACGUCUGAUAACCAACCACAUUGAUCCAUAAGCAGGAUUCAAUACGUUUGCUGACGAAUAAUCGUUGGGCUAUCAAGGGAAGGGAAGUCUUGGAGUCUACUCAAUCAUCAUGCGCUACCUCUUCCUCUCUAGUCUCUGCAAAUCCAUUACACUGGAAUGGAAUUCAUGAAAAAAUUGAACAAGUGAAUAAUAAGAGAAGUCCUGAUAAUAAAAGGAUAAUAAUAAUAGCCCUAAUAUGAGAAGUCCUGAUAAUAGUUAUAUCUACAGUUAAAACUCCAUUAAGCAGCCACCCUCGGGGUACCAGCAAGUGGCCGCUUAAUGAAUGUUGGCCACUUGAUAGUACCCUGGGUGCCAGAGGUUUUUUUUUCUGUUGUUUGCGGCGAAAAUUGAGCGCCGAUGUAAAAGUUUUAUUAAAUUGACCCCAGGACAAAGUACUCUCUUUUUCUUUCCGUUUGUUUCUUUGAAGGGUGCAUUUUUAACCUUUCAAUGCAAAAUUAUAGCAAUUUUGUUAAGAGUGGAUAGCCAUUUUUUUUCAUUUUCCUCCACUGACUACCAUCUAAAAAACCCCGAACCAUAUGCUCAGUAGACAUACUCUGAUUGGUUAAUCAUCCCUAAAGCCUUUUGAGACAGUAAGGGACAAAAAAAAUUAUCUAGGGGAGGAGGGGAAGAGUUUGUGUUUGGGUGCAAAAAUCAUGGCUGGUUUUGGCUGGUUGGGCAUUGAUGAGUUAAAAAUUAUAAAAAUAAGAAGCAGAAAGGUGAAAGGUCUCAUUGACCAGUUCCAACUAAAAGCCAUGAUAUUACACUUACGAUAUAUGUUACUUGUAAAAUGGCAUGACCGUAUUGUCUAUUUAAAACAAUCAUGGAAGUGAUUGUUUUUGGUUUCUUCAGACUCCAGAAAACCAGAAGGUGACACAAGUGAGGACGUUACAGGGAAAAUGAAGGUAUUGCGCAAAUACCGAAACCUUUUCGCCUGCAAAAUGAUCAUUUGAAGCCCAUCCCUUUGUUGUUGUUUUUUCGAUGAAACCAGAAUAGUGACCCCCCUUUUUUUUUUAUUUUUUGACAUGGUAUGGCAGCACAAAAAUAUAUAUAUUAAGGAGAAAAAAAUCUGGAUAGUAGAAGUUGUAUGUUUUUAGAUAUGAAUGAUGCAAAUUUAGGCAUUUAGAGCCACAGAGAAAUUUGAUAUAAUGCGAAAACUGUCCAUUUCUCUUCGUUUUUGAAGAUCAGGUAGAUUGAGGUUACUCAACUGAAAAAUAUAGACCAGAAAAACAAAUGGGCUUAAGGUUUUUGUAAGAUUCAUAGUUGUUGCUACAAAAUACAUUGGGUUUGGGAUUGGGUUGACAUGAGAACGGUUUCAUCUCACUGUGCCAUUCUCUGUCUCGAGUAAGUAGCAUCUAGGUGUUUCUGCUGCUCCAGCUAUUGUACCGGUGGUUCCCAUUUCUUUGAUGUGUAUGGGAGUACCAGACUGGACUGAUCUCAAGGUAAUAGCAUUGUGCCGUUGAUUGAAGUUCAGCCUUUGAGUUUCCUUGCUUCCUGCUUCCCUUUCACGUAGCUUGUCCAUAUCUGGCCAACUUGGAUUGAGAACAGUGUGGAAUGUUGGGAUGGUGUUUCUCAGUUUCCUUCCCAUGAGUAGUUCAGAUGGUGAAUAUCCACAAGCAAGCGGGGUAGACCUGUACGCCAACAGUCCUUUGGAUGGAUUUUUUUCUUUCUUCAGCAGUGACGUGGUGGUUUUUACUGUGCGCUCUGCCUCACCAUUAGACUGUGGGAAACGGGGGCUACUUGUUGUAUGCUUGAAACCCCAUUCUUUUGCGAAAUGAGUGAAUUCGGCUGAUGCAUACUGUGGGCCAUUGUCACUUCUUACUUCUUCAGGGAUUCCAUGCCUUGCAAAAAUUGCUUUGAGGGCUCUGAUAACUUCAUGCGAUUUGGUGGUCUUGUGCAAUGCAGCCACCUCCAUAUAGCGUGAGAAAUAGUCUACUACUAUCAGAUAGUUCAGGUUAUCAAGCUCAAAUAGGUCAGUGCCGAUCAUCUGCCAGGCACGUUCAGAAAAGGGUGUUGGCAUGAAUGGCUCAGCUCACUGCUGUUGGUGCUUGGCACAAACUUUGCAAUUUUCAACCAUGCCUUGAACUUCAAGGCUGAGACCAGGCCACCAAACAGAGGUCUUUGCACAUUCUCUGCACUUGACUAUUCCCUGGUGCCCUUCAUGUAUCUUAUCCAAAACUUGCAGCUUCAUGGCUGAUGGCACGACAACUCUAGUUGACUUCAGGAGUAUCCCAUGUAUUGUAGUGAGCUCUCCUCUGGCUGACCAAUAAAGCUUCAGUGCAUCAUUAAGAGGAAAUUUGUCUGGCCAGCCUUCCAGGCAGUAACUCUUUAUUUGUUGACAGACAGGGUCCUCAUCCUGGGCUUCCUUAAUCUCCAUUAGUUUCAAGUCUGAGACUGGUAAAGAGUCUAGGACACUGUCACUAAAGAUGUUCAUUUCUUCUUCAGGAACAGUGGCCAUUCUGUUUUUGUUUUCUGACUGCAUUCUUGACAAUGCAUCUGCUAUAUGCAUUUCUUUUCCAGGUACUUGGUUCACCACUUUAACAUGAAAACGAAUGUGAGGGGCCUUCUGAACCGGUGAACUCUAGGAGGGACUUCAUCCACGGUACGGGAGGUGAGAAGAGGAGCCAGUGGCUUAUGAUCUGUUUCAGCAACUAUAGACUUUCCCACUAUGUAGUCGCUGAAUCGCUCACAUGCCCAAGUUAGGGCUGAGGCCUCUUUCUUUAUUUACGCAUAUCUGCAUUCCACAGGGGUGAGUGCUCUGGAUAUGAACAUCACAGGUCUCCCAGUCUGAUCUUCUUGCUUCUGUAGCAGUACUCCUCCCAGUCUAAAUGAAGAUGCAUCCGCUGAAACUUUGGUGUAUUUGUUAGGAUCAUAGAGAGCAAGUACUGGUGCAGCUUUCAAGAUAGACUUGAUUUCUUCGAGUGCUUGUUGUUGGGGUGUUCCCCAGACCCACUGGCUAUCCUUCUGCAUAAGGUCUCGGAUUGGUUUGGUCUUGUCUGCUAAAUGUUCUGCAAACUUGCUUAGGUGGUUAACCAUUCCUAAAAACACACAGACUUCGUGAACAUUCUUGGGUGCAGGUAGGUUUACUACGGCUGCAACUUUGUCUGGAUCCACCUCAAUACCAUUUGCGCUAACAACAUUGCCUAGGAACUUGAUCUUGGGAACUCCAAAACGUGCACUUGUCGAUGUUAAGUGUAACACCAGCCCCACUUAGACGCUCUAACACUUUCUAUAAUCUUUAAUCAUGUAGUUCUAUGGUGGGGGCAUGAACUAGGACAUCAUCAAUGUUGCAUUCAACUCCUUCAAGUCCUUCAAGAAUUCUACUCAUGCACUUUUGAAAUUUUUCAGAACCAGAGCUCAUUCCAUAAGGCAGCACGUUAAAACAGUACCGUCCCCAGGGUGUGAUGAAGGUUGUGAGUGGUCUCGAGCUUUCGGCCAGCUUUAUUUGCCAGAAUCCGGAAUUUGCAUCAAGGUUGGUGAAGUACUUUGCACCUGCUAGCUUUCCCAAGGUGAGGUCACGGAGGGAAGAGGGUGAUUCUCACGCUGAACAUACUCAUUGAGCUUUAUUAAGUCUACACACACUCUGACUUAACCAUUUGGUUUAGGGGUUACUACCAUUGGAGCACACCAUUCAGUUGGGUGGUCCACAGGCGAAAUCACUCCACUCUUUAACAUCCUUUCAAUUUCGUGCUUGGUUUCUUCAUACAGUGGCAUAGGGACCUUUCUUGGCACAGUCAGUGCAAAGGGUUUUGCAUCAUCUUUAAGCUUGAUCAGUCCGAAAUAUCCCUAAAUUUAAGGACAGGGCCAACUGGUCACGCGACACUUUUCAACCAAUGAGAAGGCGCGCUUGUGUUUAUCAACAAACAAAUUAAUCAAAACACGUCCUCGGAUGAUCAAAACAUCACCCCAGUGAUCAAAAAUUUUCAAAACAAUGGACGGAGUCGGACAGAAUCAAUCAUCUUUUCGAGGCUCUCAGGCAUAUUUUUAAGACUUUUCAUGAGGCAUACACAUUUUUUUUAAGUGGAAAGCGUAUCGGAAGCCUUAUUGGAAGUGUUUCCUAAAAUAUUCAGCACAUUUUGUGGCUUGUUUCUUCUUUUAUCUUUUAAACAACGCGAUGUAUAGGCGAGAUUUUGAUUGGUUUUCAAGGUAGGUGAACAAGUAUCUAUCAUUUUUUCGAUUCACAGAUUUUUUACGAAGUUCUAGAUAUUUUUCCUCGAUUGUCGUAUCGAUUAACUUUUAUAAUGUUGAAUGUGGGGAUGGUAGACAACCUAGAAUUUUGGUAGACAACUUUUGAAUUCCGAGGUCCAAAACACAGACUUUUUCCACUCCCGGGUUUCUCACAGAGCCGUGUUAUUACUUUUUUUCGCAUUAGUACGAGCUUUUGACUUUUUUCUUUUCAAGGCCAAAACAACUUUGUGAGUCUUAUGGAUAUUCACAUCCAACAUCUCGCCUCACUUUGCCGAAUUCGCGGGGAUGAAUUGAAGAUCAUAAGCGCAAGGUAGAUACUAACCGCUUUGUUUCUGAAAUUCACUAAUCUGGAAAGAUUUUGUUGUUGGAUUCUCCAAAUGUUCAUCCACCAUUAAAAAAGAAUCAAAGAAACAAGACAAAUCUCAAUUUUAAUUGAUGUAUUUCGCUACUCAUUGAACAUGCACUGUACUACAGCAAGCAAAGAAAGCACCAGAUGCGAGAAGUCAACACGAAACAACACAAAAAAACAAACAAGAAAAAUUAAUAAAUUUGAACUACUUUCUAUUCUUGUUAUAUGAUGACUAGUUCUUUGAUUCUUGUCCCGUAGAAGUUAAUCAGGUAGUGCCAAUCCUGUUUUGUACGAUCUCAACAAAUUUUCACACUCUCUCUAAGGUUAUAUUUACACGGGACCAGUUUGCUGCUUCUAUCAAAAAUCUUGCAAGCCAUGCCAGUGAAGCCAUGACCUCUGCGAUCGGUCCAGAAUCAGCUCUAACACCCCAAUGAUUCCUUGCAAUGAUUAAUGCUCUUAUUCUCUUACAUGAAAUGUUUUCUUUGAAAUAUUAAAUGUGAAACCUAGACAAGUACUGUAAGCUCAUCUUUAAUUCUGUCCGACUCCGUCCGUUGUUUUGAAAAUUUUUGAUCACUGGGGCGAUGUUUUGAUUUGUUUGUUGAUAAACACAAGCGCGCCUUCUCAUUGGUUGAAAAGUGUCGCAUGACCAGUUGGCCCUGUCCUUAAAUUUAGGGAUAUUCCGGACUGUUGAUGGUGUACUCAUCUUUCCUGGUACCCAGUCCCUCAAACAACUGUGGGUAGUCACGCAUCACUUUUGGCUUGUAGUCAUCAGUUGUCAGUUCAUACAAUCUUGAUAGAAGGUUUAGUUUCACUGCAGCAGAUCUACUCAGGAGUGGUCGUGCUAAGCUUUCUACGACAUAUACCGUUUCCUUUGUUGAAGUUUGGUUGUAAGUGAGAGUGACAGUGAAUUCUCCGUUACAGUUCAUCCUCUAACAGCCUGCGUAGCAGGCGCUUGGAAGUAGCUCUUUCGCCCGCUAAAACGAAGCGCCUGCUUCGCAGGCUAAUCCUCUAAUUGCGUGAACCCAGGAGCACUUUAGCAGUAGGCUUAAGGUGUAUCUUCAGAUCAAUGUUAAGGAAGGUAUUGUAUGGGACGACAGUUACAUCUGCACCACUAUCAAGCUUGAAGUUAACUGGUUUCCUUCUCCACAAGAACAGUUGUAGUCCAUGGUGACUUUGUAGAGUUGCUUUGGACUUCACUAAUGUCGACGAUUUCUCCUAGAAAGAAAGAUUCUUCCUCUUCAGCAACUUCAAAAUUAAUACUUUUCCUGGUUUUGAACUUUUACAAGCCUGCACCCACCUGAACACUUGUUACAUUUGGAGAGGCGUGCAGGACACGUUUUCUUCGGGUGCGAUUUUCCAAGGCACCUUUGGCACUUUUGAUCAGGAUUUUUCUCUUUGGAGCUAUCGGAAGGUUUCUCUUUAGACUUGUCUUGCGACUUCUCUUUGAAGUUUCCUUUGUUUCUCCGUGAUUUUCCUUUCGCGAUGCCAUCAAUGUGCACUGGAGUAGACUUGAAGCGGCCGUCAAGAAUGUUUUGUUGUUGUUUCACCGUCUCUCUUUGUCUCGCUAAAUUUGUAGCUUUUUCCAGGGUGAGGUUCGGAUCUAGUUGAAGUUUGUCCGAAAGUUUGCGGUUUUGUAAUCCCAUGACAAUACGGUCGCGAAUGAGCUCUUCUUUUAGUGCGCCAAAAUUGCAGUACCUUGCCAGGCCAUACAAAUCUGUGAUAAAACUAUCCACCGAUUCUCCCGCUCAUUGACUUCUUGAGUUGAAUUUUGCUCACUCAAAGAUGAUAUUUCUUUUCACGAUGAAGUAAUUUUCGAAUUUUUCCUCCACUUCUUCAUAACUCUUCUCUUAUUCGGCGGUGAAUUCGAAUGAGAUGAAGAUAUCGUCCGCUUGUUCACCCAUUGUGUAAAUUAAUGUGUUUACUUGAUUUUCACCAGUUUGUUUAUCAAGCCCAGUAGCCUUGUGAACUCUCUCAAACCUUUGAAUCCACUUUGGCCAGUCUUCCGGCUUGAAUGAAAAUUUCUCUGGUGGGGUUACUUGAAAAUUAGCGACCAGUCAAAUGUUUGGCAGGACAACUUGUGGAUGUGCAAUCACUGGUUGUUCUUUUGGCGCCCGCCGGGAGGAUUUCCUUGUUGUUCGGCUUUGUUAUCUGACAUGUUCUCACCGUUUUGCACGUUGAAUGAAUUGUUGAGCGUUUGUACAAAUUUUCUUCUUUUUCACCAUGAUGUGUUAAAUGAAAUUCAUCCCUCUUCUGACACCAUGUCGAAUUAUUCAAGAGACAACAGCAUUUGUUCCAUGUUCAUAAGACUGCCAUGUUUAUUCCUCUCCUCUAUUCCUGUAGUGUGCAUGCCUAAAUACUGAACAACACAAGCGCGUGACAUAUGAAAGGUCAAAGUUCAAUAACACAACAAUAACAGUAACAAUCCCAGGAGCUCUGGUGUGGCACACUCUAUUAACUGCUGUGUACUCUUUCACUGUAAAUCUUCAUUUACUCAUUUUUUACUACGAACUGAGAAACUGAUAUUAUACACUUAAUGUCAGAUCCCGAGGGAAACAGUUAGUUUUGAUUUCCCAACAGUCCUGAUGUUUCCCGAGACGAAGUCGAGGGAAACAUCAGGACUCGAGGGAAAACAAAACUAACUGGUUUCCCGAGGGACCUGACAUUAAGUGUUUUGUUAUAUUUCUAGACUUUCACUUCAACAGCAACAAAAGAAUAACCGGAGCGAACCAAAACAGUCGACUCGGUACUUAUAACAACACAAAUUUAAUUCUCAAAACCACUGAAUGAAUGAUUUACAAACAAAAGUACUUUCCUCAUAUUAUCUGCAUCUUUUUCCUCCACUAGCUGCUGUUUUUCUUCUGGGAACUUCUGGGAUAACUUUAAAAAUCGUUGCUUUUUAGCUUGAGGUUUCGUUUUUGUGUUGUUGUGUUCAUUCACGAAAAAGAAAACUGGCAGGACCUGGCGGUGUUUUUCCCGCCUUCUGUCACACCACUUUCCACCAUGCUUUGAUCACGUGCUGCAAUGUAUCCCGAGCGGGAUACAUUGUUUAAUGUAUCACGAUCGGGAUUGAUCGGGAUACAUUUGAUUUUAGUCAAGGCCACGUGACCAAGAAUCAACCAAUGGCAGUCCCUGUUUAGUUGAGUGAAAGUCUAGGAAUAUAACAAUAUGGCAUGUAAAGGCUUAGACAAAUGAACUGUCAUUAUUUACAAACUGAGUCAUACAGAAUUUUGCAUGUGGUCUUCCAAAAUCUUGUCUUUCCUGGCUUAUGGAAACAACAACAACAACAAACACCAUUGCAUAGUGAUUACCUUUCUAUAAAAACUGUAAUCACAGUAAAUGCAAUAUUGUACUAACUGUUUUAGAUUCUUUACACUCCCUUUCUAGAGUUGCCACUCCCCACAGAGUGAGGAAAUAAUAUUCAUCUUGUUUGUUUUCUUUUGCUUUGUUUGUACAUAAUAUAGUUGACCAUAAUAAUAUUAUUUAGUUUAAAGUAAUGGAUGGAUUUUUUAGCAGGUCAAACAAGCCCAAGAGUAUGAUGACUUCCCCACAGUACAGUAUCAGGAAUUAAUGGAGCUGAUAUCAAGCAACAUUGUUCCUACUGAGCAGAAGUUAGACAUAGGCAGCUUUGGAGAAGUAGCAGUAGGAAAAGUGGAAUUUGCCAUAAAAAAACCUCGAAGUGGCAAAAAUUUAAAACAUGAAAAUGAAGUGUUAUCCUCAUUGUCUCAUCGUAACAUUGUAAAAUAUGUAGCUUAUGAUCCUGGUCCACCUGAAAGAUUGAUCACUGAGAAAAUGCAGGGAAAUCUGCGUCAGUAUGUAGAAAGUAAAGAAAAAAAUCUAGGAAUUGAGAUGAUACUGAACGUGGCAUCAGAUGUUGCUCAUGGUCUAGAGUAUUUACAUGGCCAAGGUUACCUUCAUGAUGAUUUAAAGGCUCCAAACAUCCUUAUUAGUCUUGGCCCAGACAUUGCCAAAAUUGGCAACUUUGACUCGGCAAAAACACUAUCGCCAGAUAACCCAAAAGUAAGAUACUUUCUUCACUACGAAGGUCAAAGGUAUAAGGUGGCAAAUGGUUUCCCUGAGACAUUCAAGGUAAGCUGAGUCCAUCCCUGCUUCAGUUUUAAACAGUAGUUUUGUUACGCGCUUGCUUGAAUUGUUACUUUGCGGUCAUGCAUUUUUUCUUCCUUUUUAGAAGAGAAUUGAAAAAAGAAUGCUUGAUACAUUUCUCCCACAGAAUGCUAUCCACCCUACCCUAUUCGUACUUGUGUGAUUGACGCGUGCCCAGCAAAACAUCUUAACGUCAAAAUUGUGUUUACAUACUCUCAUGCAAAAACACCUCUCGGCCAAUCAGAGGGUGCAUACUAUCGUAGUUAUUUUAACAGAUAUUAAGACUGAAUCCACCAGGAAAUUGCGUAAUUUUAAUUUCAAGUGGACAAAAACCUUGUACCAGAAUAAUUUAAACAAUAUAGCAUUCUUUUUACAUUUUUCAAGGGUGAUAGAUAUAAUUAGUUAUCUGUAAUAACGCCAAAGACUACUUCUCAUGGGAAGCCGAGAAAAUAAAUGUCAAAUUUCACAAGAAUUGGGAAAACACAGGUAAAAUUCAGAAAAUAUCAUGUGUAAGGUGUCAUUUUGUGAAAUUUGACAUUUAUUUUCUCAGGCUCUCAUAAGAAAUUUUCUUUGGUGUUAUUACAGAUAACUAAUUACAUCUGUGGUCCUUGAAAAAUGUAAAAAAGAACAGUGCGAUAUUGUUUAAACUAUUCUGGUACAAGGGUUUUGUCCACUGAAAAUUCAAAUUAUUCAAUUUCCUGAUGGAUUCUGUCUAAAUGGUAUCAAAGCAAUCCCCAACCCUUUAGAAGCUGUGGCUUUAUAGUGUAAGAGCGCCUAUAAGGAUGCAGUUAUAUUAAUAUUACCCAUCAGCUCUGUUUUACAGUUUCUGUAACCAUUCUUAUUUUUAUUGCUUAUUUCAGAUUGAUGUUUGGAGCUAUGGUUGCGUACUUGUGGAAAUGGUAUUAGGUGACCCACCAGAUCUUUCCAAACUGCCUAAUUUGGUUGAACGAACCUAUACAGAAUUUUCCAAUCUCAAAACGCUUAUCAUUGGUUGCACACAGAUCCUGUUAGCUGAGCGGUUUGAUAUGUCAAAAGUGGUGAACAUUGUGGACAGUUUUUUUCAGAUGUCCGGUAUUGAAGAGUAAGUAAAUUUUGAAAUUUAAAACUCCAGCUAUCUAACAAUAAUCAUUAACCGCCGAUCCUGACUCGUCCCCAGUCGUCUCUUUUGUCUCCUAAUUGUAAAAAUGUUAACGAGGGAUGCGCGUGGAAGAUGCGUGCAGACGUCGUUUCCUCCUUUUCCCUCUAUCCUUAUCAUCAUCCCCUUAGCCAAGAUGCCGUAAAAGUCUCCCGCGGCCGACCGUUCCGUGACCGCCUAUAAAUUAUAAGAGACGACUGGUGACGAGUCAUCUGCAGAUUAGCCUGCGAACCGCAGAAGUAUUUCCGGUCAUCACUUCUCUCCCCCCGAAAAUUAACGUCUGCGAACCCGAGCGGCAAAAUGAUUUCCGUGACGUAGAACCUUUUGUUUUGAUGUUGGCCAGUCAGAUCAAAGGACAGAAUACAGCUCGAGUGACUCCUCGCAACCUCUCGCGCUGGCGUGUCUUAGAUUUUGGCGAGAGUUACCAAAUACGAUUUGGAACGUGAAUUUCACGACUUUUGACAAGGUUUCCUGCGACGUUGCAUUGAAUGCUGAAUUUUUUAUGAAGCAACAGCUUCUUAAGCUAUGUAUGUGAUGUGGACCUUUGGUUUCACCUUAUAAAAUACAGUGGUACGUGACAUAAAACCUGGGCAAAAUAAUUUUCGGAGGGGUAGAAGCGACGACCGGAAAUACGUCUGCGGUUCGCAGGCUAGCUGCAGAUCUAACGCACUUACAAUUUUUGUUAUUAUAAUCUUCAUUGAGAAAUGGUGUUAGCACUACCUCGAGAUUAACACCACGGGUUUUCCAGGAGGCUUUCUCACAAAUAGCCUCCCACGCAGACAUUCUUAGGACUUCUUCACAACGUCUGCGUCACCAGGGAGGCCAUCUCGCGAACGGAGUCGGAAGGAUUAGCCAGUUCACAGACCCUCCAUUUUCUCUUUAGAGAUCGUCAAGCGCGUGUACGAAAAUAAAGAAAGAAGGGAAAACGUCUGUGAACAGGCUAGAACGAUACAAACCUAUUAGACUGGCACUUAACAAAUAUAGCAAAGACAAAUGGUCUUGACAGAGCUGUUCUCUCUGUGUUUUUCAAGUUUAAGAUUCCUCGGUUAAAUUCAUUUCAGAUCAUGGCAAUUUUCGAAUUUGUGAAGAGACAAAGUGACAUAUUCAUUAGUUUGCUAACUAGCUAUGGCAAAUUACAACAACAACAACAACAACAAGUAGUUGUUGUUGUAAUUAACAAAAAACAACAAAUCAGUACACUUCUCUAUGAAGAUAUACUUUCGGUGAUCGGUGGCUUCAAAUUUCUUAUGGGGAAUAGAUCUCCUGUUUAGUUAGUGUCGGAGUCAGAAAGAAAAAAAUGGUGACAUUCUAUUGGUUGGCUAAAACAUUAAAGUCAAUUCAAGCAACUAAAAUAUCUACUAACAGUUGGGUGAGAGCUGAAAUGUUUUUGGUCGACCGUGAUGUAAAAUUGAGACUGUUUUGGGCUCCAACUGUCCAAGACGUAGCGCAGUGGUGCAGUGAAAAGUGAUGAGAAAAACUCACGGUGGAUGGGGAGAGAGAGAAGCCAUUCGUCCGCCUCCGCCUCCUUCCCCAGAUCGCCCGCAUCUUACUUUCACUUUGCUUGUUUUAUUUUUGCUAGGACUUUACUAUUUGAGAGCCUGGCACAGGUUAUGUAAAGUUUAACAAAGCGACAACAAUAUUCCAUGGUCUGUACUUUUAUCAACCAUAGAAAUGACGGCAAAAUGUGCAAAACUUAAGUGGAACCACGAGCCGCGGGCGAGUCAUUGGUUUCACUGCAAAGUUUUGAACAUUUUGACGUCAUUUCUAUGGCCGUUAAAGACUACAGACCAUGAAAAUUGUUGUCGAUUUGUUUUUUUUUUUUUCACAAUAACAUUGACAGUAUGGAUGUCCAUUUCCAUUGAAGUUUCUCGGAAAAUCGCGCGCGAGGGAAAGAGGAAGACAUAUUGCGCCAUCAUCACGUCAUCAUUUCCAUGGCCUGUACUCUUAUCGAACAUAGCUCUCAACCAAUCAGCGCAUGGGAAACCGCUGAGUUAUUGUAAUUGUACAAGUGAAGUUAAAUACCAAUCACUCUAUAAAAAAGGGUUUGCUGGUGACCAGGACUCAUAUGUCAAUGAUCACAGCAGGAAGAACAUGUAUACGAUUAAGACAUCUUGUCUUUUAUUUGUUUAAUGAAAAUUUAUCUUUGCAUUCCUAGUUUGUGACAACAGAAGAGCCCGGCAUUGCCAUACAGUUACUGUAGCUGUUUUAUUGUAAUAUAAUUCCAAACACCAGGCGAAUGUAAAAAGAAGAUUGAAGUCUCAAGUUCUUGGAAUCAAGUGGAAGUCGCUCUCAGGGGAGCGUUUGAUACUCGAAGAUUUCAUUGCUGGCAUGAUUCCUGAUAAUAAUGCCUAAAAGUAUUGUGGACUGGUGAACCAUGGCAAUACACUCCAUUGUAAGUCACAUGACAAACUGUAUACAGAGAGACCUCCUUAAAAAAACAACCGGCAACCAAGAUACUUUGCGUCCCUUUGUUGCAGCAACCAAUGGUUUGGAAGUGCAGGAGAACAUGUGCGUUUGCCUUAGAGACGUGAUUGAUGUUGAACCGCGUUCUUAAAAACUGAUGAAUCCAGAACACUAAGGUACCAGAUUUGUUUUGCCAUUUGUUGUGAAUCCAAAAUAAAAAUGCCCCGAUGUGGCUUCUUACACCGAGAUUUUAAACUCUGAAUCGAAAGUGGUUUUAAAAAAUGUACUUAGAUUUCCUGGCGUGUGUAAAGCGCAUGUGUAAAACGUUGCUUGUAAGUUUAAGUCCAGUUUAAGGAUGCUACGCCACCACAGGCAAAAAAAGAAAUAUUUCAUCAUGUACAAGAGAC
This is a messenger RNA of Porites lobata, 19944 nucleotides long. The record is from the annotation of a GenBank genome assembly. Lineage: Eukaryota; Metazoa; Cnidaria; Anthozoa; Scleractinia; Poritidae.